Folsomia candida is the source of this 1714-nucleotide messenger RNA. RefSeq names its product endochitinase. The record is from RefSeq and is a predicted model, not a curated record. Bases 77 to 1615 code for a protein of 512 amino acids. NCBI's taxonomy places the organism in Eukaryota, Metazoa, Arthropoda, Collembola, Entomobryomorpha, Isotomidae. Gene Ontology annotation, biological process: carbohydrate metabolic process; chitin catabolic process. Gene Ontology annotation, cellular component: extracellular region. The transcript is spliced from 16 exons. Gene Ontology annotation, molecular function: chitin binding; chitinase activity.
UCACCUCUUCGUGCGUCGUAUUCUAUUCAAACUAGUCGACUUGAUCGGGUCGUUUGGUUGUUUUAAAUCCAAAAAAAUGUUUCGAAAUCCAGAACUAUUUCUGGCAUUCGUUUUCUCGCUGACGCUUGGCGUAAUAGUUGCUGAGAACGAAGUUGCCCUCAAUGGUGCCCGAGCAAAUCUCGAUCGUACCCCGAGAAUUGUUUGCUACUGGAGUAACUGGGCCGUGUAUCGUCCGUACCCUGCCAACUAUGACGUUGAAGAUAUUCCCCCAGAACUCUGUACCCAUAUCAUCUACUCGUUUUGCGGAGUGUCAAAUGUAACAUGGGAAGUUUUAGUGCUUGAUGAAGAGAGGGACAUCGAGGGUGGAGGAUACCAACGUUUCACCGACCUUAAAAAGAGAAAUCCCAAACUGAAAGCAUUGCUCGCAGUGGGAGGGUGGGGAGAGGGAGGGAAGAAAUAUUCGCAAAUGGCGUCGAUGGUAGAGAGACGAAACAGCUUUGUUAGGAGCGUCGUUGAAUACAUCUCCGAGUACAACUUUGACGGUUUCGACUUAGAUUGGGAGUACCCUGGCGCAAUGGAUCGUGGUGGUAAUAUGGCAGAUAAGGAUAACUUUCUCUCCUUGGUAGAAGAACUGAGAGCCGCUUUCGAUGCCGUGAACCCCAGUUGGGAACUGACUGCUGCAGUACCCAUCGCCAAAUUUCGGUUGGACGAAGGCUACCAUGUUUUUGACCUGUGCAGGAUUUUGGACGCGAUUCACGUCAUGUCAUACGAUCUUCGGGGGAACUGGGUUGGAUAUGCUGACGUGCACAGUCAACUUCGCCGCCGAGAAGAGAUCGACAAAUGGGGAUAUGAAUUGCUCAAUUUCGAGGACGGUUACCAACUCUGGGAAAAUUAUGGCUGCGCGAGAGACAAGUUGAUUGUCGGGGUGCCAUUUUACGGCAGAAGUUAUGUUUUGGGAGAUCCCAACAACAAUGGACUCGGGGCGCAUAUUGUUCAAUGGGUGGGUGGCGGAGAUCCCGGUCCAUUGACAAAUGCGACUGGAUUUAUGGGAUUUUUGGAGAUUUGUCUUUACCAACUUACUGACCCGAUUGGCUGGGCUAAAAAAUACGAUCCGAUCGGAGAAGUUCCCUACACUCAUAGGGCCAACCAAUGGAUUGGCUACGAAGAUGUGGAUUCCCUCAAGAUCAAGAUGAACUGGAUCAAGGCCAAGGGUUACGGAGGCGCCAUGGUGUGGGCGAUUGACAUGGACGAUGCUCAGAACUUUUGCAAAUUUGGGAGACACUCCCUCCUUCAGACGAUCAAUGAUGGUCUUGCCGGCUACAUCGUGCCAAUUGCACCCGAACCGACGCAAACCCCAGAACCGACCUGGUGGGCCCCACCGACCACGACGCAAUAUACUGGGACUGGACCCACGACUACAACCACCACUCCAAGUCCGGGUGAUGUCGAUUGCUCUGUCCAAGAGUAUUGGCCACAUGCCGAUUGCAACAAAUAUGUCCGCUGCGUCAACGGUAAUCCGCAGGUGAACACUUGUAGUGGUGGGCUAUACUGGAACCACCCCUUCAAAACGUGUGACUGGCCGGCUAACGUGGAUACGUCGAACUGCAAUGUUUAGCAAGUUAAAAUUAAUGCAAUCAUUAAAUGCAAUCAUUAUCUUCUUUACUGUUUUUAAAAAUUAUAAUAAAUAAGCCAAAUUUUACUGCAAUCAAAACGA